AUGUAUCCACCGCUGGAGUUUCCCGACCCUGAUCUGCUCGAAACCCUGGUCCACAUCUACUUUGAACAAAUCAAUCCUAUCAUGGGCGUCCUUCAUCGCAUCUCGUUCGAAGGGUCACUCGAAUCAAAUCGGCAUUUGACAGAGCGGGCAUUUGGUGAGGUGGUUCUUGGUGUCUGUGCUGUCGCCAGCAAGUACAGCGACGACCCGCGUGUUUUUCUGGAUGAGGCGCCGCGAGACUCGGAACACAGCGGGUUGGAAGUGCUUGGUGUCUUCUACUUCUGUGCCUCUUCAACGCCUGACGAAUGCUGGUUCCACGUUGGUGUCGGCCUUCGAUUUCUCCAAGCGGUCGGAGGGCAACAUGAAGCGUGGUAUCACAAGACAAACCUGGAACCGGUUGAUGUCGAGCUCUACAAGUGCGCCUUCUGGACCCUCGUUCUUUGGGAAACGUUGAUGUCGACAUUCAAGGGCCAGGUGUCCACUAUCCGCACUUCGGCGGUCAACGAAUGGAUUGACGGGAUUCCGGCCCAUUGUCAAAUUCUGAUUCAUCGACCGUUUGUGGCUGGACCGGGCAAGCAGUCCUCAGUUAACACUUCGUUCCCUUCGAUGGCCAUAUGUGCCAAUGCGGCCCGCUCGAUUGGCCAUGUGCUCAAGGUAGGCAGCCUUCCGGUUUACACGUCCUUCGCCAAGGGGAGCGAUAAAGACUCCUUCCCAUUCAUGGACAUGCACCGGCACAUGGUGGCGCCAGCGCUCUAUCAACCACCUUCUCAUCUGGAUGCUCAAUUCGACAAGGUGCCGGGAAUGUUACCCCCAGAGCUCGUUUACAUGGCGGAAGCUGCACUCAAUGAGCCGCUGGUGCCUGAGCCCAGUUGGCUGGUGCUGCCUCCAGACACAAGCGCUUUCGAUGUGCCAAUGAAUCCUUAG
Messenger RNA from Mycena indigotica, 921 nucleotides. RefSeq lists its product as uncharacterized. NCBI's taxonomy places the organism in Eukaryota, Fungi, Basidiomycota, Agaricomycetes, Agaricales, Mycenaceae. The record is from RefSeq and is a predicted model, not a curated record. The transcript has 6 exons. The coding region runs from base 1 to 921 and encodes 306 amino acids.